Ichthyophthirius multifiliis is the source of this 346-nucleotide messenger RNA. RefSeq names its product protein kinase domain protein. Gene Ontology annotation, molecular function: ATP binding. The annotation marks the transcript as partial. The transcript has a single exon. NCBI's taxonomy places the organism in Eukaryota, Ciliophora, Oligohymenophorea, Hymenostomatida. The record is from RefSeq and is a predicted model, not a curated record.
AUGAACAUCUAAACCCAACCCCAAUCACAGGAACUCGAAUAAAACUUUAUUCGUAUAAUUCCACAUGAAAAGAUGAAGAAUGCCACCCGUAAAGAAAUAGGAUAGGGUACAUUCGGCUCAGUUUAUAAAAUAGCAUUCGAAAAUUAAAACUACGCGUUAAAAAUAUGCAAACUGCAGGCAAAUGAUGCCUAUGUAAUCCAAAAAUUUAAUCAAGUUUUUUCCGAAGCGGAGACUAUGUAAAAAUUUAUGCUAAUUUAAAAUUCUCGAAUAAUGCCUUUAAAAGGAAUUUCCUUUGAAGUCGACAUUUCUAGAAAAUCAGUCAAUAUAGGCUACUGGAUUCCUUUAU